Thunnus maccoyii (southern bluefin tuna) is the source of this 927-nucleotide messenger RNA. RefSeq names its product olfactory receptor 11A1-like. Lineage: Eukaryota; Metazoa; Chordata; Actinopteri; Scombriformes; Scombridae. Bases 1 to 927 code for a protein of 308 amino acids. The transcript has a single exon. Gene Ontology annotation, molecular function: G protein-coupled receptor activity; olfactory receptor activity. Gene Ontology annotation, biological process: G protein-coupled receptor signaling pathway. The record is from RefSeq and is a predicted model, not a curated record. Gene Ontology annotation, cellular component: membrane.
AUGGAUUAUGAAUUAAAUGUAACAUAUAUAACUUUUGGUGGGCAUGUGGACGUGCACAAAUACAGAUAUCUUUAUUUUCUGAUCAUGUUUACAGUAUACAUUCUUAUAAUAUGCUGUAAUUCCACAAUUAUAUGCCUUAUCUGGAUUCACAAAAACCUUCAUGAGCCUAUGUACAUUUUCAUUGCAGCCUUGCUACUGAACUCUGUUGUUGUAAGCACUGCUAUGUACCCAAAGAUGUUAAUUGACUUUUUAUCUGAAAAACAGAUUAUAUCUUAUUCAGCCUGUCUCUUUCAAUUUUUUCUAUUUUACUCUUUAAGUGGUUCAGAAUUCUUAUUGUUGUCAGCCAUGGCUUAUGACAGGUAUGUGUCUAUAUGUAAACCUUUGCAUUAUCCAACUAUCAUGAGAAAAAACACUGUCAGCAUUUUCCUGAUUUUAGCUUGGCUUGUGCCUGCUUCUCAGAUUGCAGUGCCAGUAAUACUGAGUGCUGAUAUGAAACUCUGUAGCCUAACUGUAAAAGGAAUUUUUUGUAACAACGCCAUUUACAAUCUCCACUGUGUGAGUUCAAGAGCACGAUCUAUAUUUGGUGUUGUUGCUCUGAUGAACAUUGCACUUUUCCCUGUGCUCUUCAUACUUUUUACAUACACAAAGAUAUUUAUAAUAUCCUACAGAAGUUGUGGACAAGUCAGGAAAAAAGCUGCACAGACUUGUUUACCCCAUCUUCUGGUUUUAAUCAGCUUUGCCUGUUUGUGUGCAUAUGAUGUCAGUAUAGUUAGACUGGAAUCUGAUUUUACAAAAACUGCACGUUUAAUAAUGACAUUACAAUUUGUUCUUUAUCAUCCUCUCUUUAAUCCAAUUAUCUAUGGACUAAAAAUGAAAGAAAUUACUAAACACCUCAAGAGACUGUUCUGUCAAUCAAAAGAGAUCUAA